UUGGUAAAGCAAUCAUCAGUUUGAAUAACGUUACCAGAACCAGAACAUACUGGAAAUUGGAAAUCAAUAAUUAACUGAUUAUUAUCAUUAUUACUAACUUCUCGAACAGGCCAUUUCAAAAGUCCCUCUGAAAACCCCACCCAAAAAAAAACAAAAAACACCAAAAGUCGCUGGCAUUCAUCAAUGGCGGAGCCACAUUCGUCCGUACCACCACCUUCGCCUCCAAAAGAGUCUCUAACCAGGCGCAACAAACUCAUUUGGCGAGCUCUCUUGAUCUCCAAUCUAGCUCUCGGAGCUUACAUGUUUGCAAGGCCUAAGAAGAAAGAUGCCCAUGUAGAGAAUAAUCGCAAAGCUUCAGAAAAGGGUGUUAAAGACAGCAAAGCAGAGGAGGAAGUUGAUCUUUCUAACAUCAAAACAAUGCCAAUUUAUGAUACGCCGACACCCCCUCCACCAGCCGUGGAACAUGCGAAAGUUCGAGAACUGAUCCCUGAAGAUCAGCAGCGUGAACUUUUCAAGUGGAUGUUGGAAGAGAAAAGGAAAAUCAAACCGAAAGAUCCUGAAGAGAAGAAGCGUAUCGACGAGGAUAAGGCCAUACUCAAACAGUUCAUCCGCGCAAAAACUAUACCUAAAUUCUAGUUUUUCUAUUCUUUCUCAGUUCAGGAAAGUUCUUUAGAGAAAAGACACUACAGAAGGAGCCUCGUAUAUUUUUGUGCUCAUCUGC
Messenger RNA from Morus notabilis, 721 nucleotides. RefSeq lists its product as uncharacterized. The record is from RefSeq and is a predicted model, not a curated record. Lineage: Eukaryota; Viridiplantae; Streptophyta; Magnoliopsida; Rosales; Moraceae. The transcript has 2 exons. The coding region runs from base 184 to 636 and encodes 150 amino acids.